Amaranthus tricolor (Joseph's coat) is the source of this 1703-nucleotide messenger RNA. Its product is annotated as flavonoid 3'-monooxygenase CYP75B137-like. The transcript has 2 exons. The record is from RefSeq and is a predicted model, not a curated record. Bases 1 to 1542 code for a protein of 513 amino acids. Lineage: Eukaryota; Viridiplantae; Streptophyta; Magnoliopsida; Caryophyllales; Amaranthaceae. Gene Ontology annotation, molecular function: oxidoreductase activity, acting on paired donors, with incorporation or reduction of molecular oxygen; iron ion binding; monooxygenase activity.
AUGUAUUUAGAAACCUGGGAAAUUCAGUUCCUUACCCUCCUUGCCUUAAUCUGGGCUAUCUUCCUUCUCAAAAGAAACCGAAACCGCCAACAACCACCUACGCCACCAGGCCCAUCGGGCCUCCCCAUAUUUGGCAACCUCUUCUCUCUAGACCCAGAACUCCAUACCUACUUCACCAACUUGUCCAAAGUUCACGGGCCCAUAUACUCUCUCCGGCUUGGAACUAAGCUUUGUGUGGUUAUCUCAUCGGCUAUACAUGCCAAGGAGGUGCUCAAAGACCAUGACCUUGUUUUUUCCAACCGUGACGUGCCCAUUGCUGGGAGAGUCGCCACGUAUGGUGGAGCCAACAUAGUGUGGUCUCCCUAUGGUGCAGUAUGGCGACUGCUGAGGAAGAUUUGUAUAAGAGGGAUGCUUGGCACCGCCACACUGGAUGCUGUCCAUGGAAUUCGCAGGCAAGAAAUCCAGCAGAUGAUUCGGGGAUUGUCAAAGAAAGCAGGGAAAGCUACUGUCAAUAUUGGGGAGGAAGUGUUUUUGAUGGUGAUGAGGGUCGUGACAGAGAUGUUGUGGGGAGGGACAGUGAUGGAAGCCGAGGAGAGAAAGAAUAUUGGGUUGGAGUUUCGUGUAGCGGUAACAGAGUUCACUAGUUUAUUGGGUGUUCCAAAUUUGUCAGAUUUCUUUCCAUGUUUGGCUUGGUUUGAUUUCCAAGGAGUAGCAAAGAGGAUGAGCAGGUGUGUCAAGUGGUUGGAUGAGAUUUUUGUGAAGGUGAUUGAUCAAAAGUCGAGGAAUGGUGGCGAAAGAGACGACAGGAAGAGGACUCAAAAGGAUUUUCUAGAUACUUUGUUGCAAAUUAAGGAUGAUUAUGAGGAUGAAGCUAUUGCAAAAGUUCCAUUUUCCAUGUCUAAUCUGAAAGCAUUGCUCAUGGAUAUGGUGGUAGGAGCAACUGACACGACCUCAAACACAGUUGAACUUGCAAUGGCAGAAAUUUUGAAAAACACUAAGGUGCUAAAAAGGAUUCAGCAAGAGCUCGACGAAGUAGUCGGUAGGGACAGCAUCGUAGAGGAGCAUCACAUCUACAAACUCCCUUACUUGCUAGCUGUAAUGAAAGAAGCGCUGCGUUUGCACCCUGUAGUCCCCCUGCUAGUCCCUCAUUGCCCGAGUGAGUCUUGCAUUGUUGGGGGCUAUACCAUUCCCAAAGGUUCUCAGGUCUUUGUAAACGUAUGGGCUAUCCAUCGGGACCCUUCGGUAUGGAGUAACCCAUUAGAAUUUGACCCAGAAAGGUUUCUGAAUGCUAAGUUUGAUUUCAAGGGAAACGACUUCAAUUACCUUCCCUUUGGCUCGGGCAGAAGGAUUUGUGCCGGAAUAACAAUGGCUGAGAGAAUGGUGUUGUAUUCACUUGCCUCGCUGUUACAUCUUUUCGAUUGGAAAUUUCUCGAGGGAGAAAGUUCAGAUGUUCAUGAGAAGUUUGGGAUCGUUUUGAGCAAGAAGACUCCGCUCAUACUGAUACCUGAGCGCAGGUUAUCAAGUGCAGCUUUGUAUGAAUAGGUAGCUCUUUUCAUUAUAUUGUUCUUAUUCUUAGACUGUAGAAGACGCACUUAUUAUGUAUUUGUUAAAUCAUAAUCCUUCCUAUUCUAAUCAAAAGUCUCAUUUUAUUUUGUAAAAAAGUUGAUAUUAAUAAAAUCAGUAUUGGGACGAAUUAAACAAGA